Hibiscus syriacus is the source of this 933-nucleotide messenger RNA. Its product is annotated as cytokinin riboside 5'-monophosphate phosphoribohydrolase LOG7-like. NCBI's taxonomy places the organism in Eukaryota, Viridiplantae, Streptophyta, Magnoliopsida, Malvales, Malvaceae. Gene Ontology annotation, molecular function: hydrolase activity, hydrolyzing N-glycosyl compounds. The transcript has 7 exons. Gene Ontology annotation, cellular component: nucleus; cytosol. The record is from RefSeq and is a predicted model, not a curated record. Gene Ontology annotation, biological process: cytokinin biosynthetic process. Bases 72 to 719 code for a protein of 215 amino acids.
CAACCUUCUUCUACUUCAACAAACGCCAUUGUUGUUUCGAAAAGCAAGAAUCUGGGGAAGAAAACAAGGAAAUGGAAGAGAUGAAGUCCAGGUUCAAAAGGAUUUGUGUGUUUUGCGGAAGCAGUUCUGGGAAGAAAGCUAGUUAUCAAGAAGCCGCCGUCGAGCUCGGCAAGGAGCUGGUGGAGAGGAGGAUUGAUUUGGUGUAUGGAGGUGGAAGCGUGGGAUUGAUGGGUCUUGUUUCUCAGGCAGUUCAUGAUGGUGGGCGCCAUGUUCUAGGUGUUAUUCCAAAGACCUUGAUGCCUAGAGAGAUUACUGGUGAAACAGUGGGAGAAGUAAAAACAGUAUCUGAUAUGCAUCAAAGAAAAGCCGAAAUGGCCAGACAGGCCGAUGCCUUUAUUGCGCUCCCUGGUGGCUAUGGCACCCUGGAAGAACUACUUGAAGUUAUCACAUGGGCUCAGCUCGGGAUCCAUCGUAAACCUGUAGGUCUGCUGAAUGUCGAUGGAUAUUACAACUCCUUGUUGUGUUUCAUCGAUAAGGCCGUGGAUGAAGGCUUCGUUUCUCCGACGUCGCGUCGCAUUAUCGUGUCUGCCCAAACUGCCAAACUAUUGGUCAGACAACUAGAGGAAUAUGUACCCGAAUAUGAUGAAAUAACAUCGAAAUUAGUAUGGGAUGAGGUGGAUAGACUUAGUUAUGCGUCGGAAUCUGGUGUUGCCACGUGACAUGUAUCGCCUUGCCUCGGCUACGUAUAUACAUGUAUUCCGGGGGAUUUUGCCUACCAAGUAUAUAUAAGGGUAUAUACGGUUGUAAUACAGUACAACCAGUGGUGCACCGGUCAGAGGUUUUUGGUGGAAUUGGGGAUCCGAACGCAUAGUCACCAGAAAAGGUUUUGUGUCACUUUGAUCCUUUGUGAAGCCGUGAAAAAUCAUCAAAAUC